This is a messenger RNA of Formica exsecta, 617 nucleotides long. Its product is annotated as guanine deaminase-like. Gene Ontology annotation, cellular component: cytosol. The record is from RefSeq and is a predicted model, not a curated record. The transcript has 3 exons. Gene Ontology annotation, molecular function: guanine deaminase activity; zinc ion binding. NCBI's taxonomy places the organism in Eukaryota, Metazoa, Arthropoda, Insecta, Hymenoptera, Formicidae. Gene Ontology annotation, biological process: guanine metabolic process. Bases 39 to 458 code for a protein of 139 amino acids.
CAUGGUGAACAGCUAUAAUUCAUUGUCCAUCUUCAAACAUGUAUCUGAGAAGUGGCCUUUGCGAUGUGCGAAGACUAAAAGCUAAGAAUAUCAAAGUCGGCCUUGGAACAGAUGUUGCAGGUGGAUCAAGUUACAGUAUGUUAGAUGAAAUGAGAUCGGUUUUACAUGUAUCAAUUUGUCUAUCUCUAAUGAAACAUGAUCAUGUACCAUUUAAUUACAAAGAAGUCUUCCAUAUGGCAACAUUAGGAGGUGCUAAAGCACUUUCGAUUGACGACAAAGUCGGUAACCUAAUGCCAGGCAAAGAUUUUGAUGCUCUCAUCAUAAAUUUGAAUGCAAAAAACAGCCUGUUGGAUAAUUUCAAAGAAUACACACUUGAGGAAAAACUCCAAAGAUUUAUAUAUUCCGGUGAUGAUCGUAAUAUAGUAUCAGUUUAUGUUAGAGGUAGAAAAGUUAAAUAAGAAAAAGUCUUAUUUUUACACUACAGAUGCAUUGUUAAAUAACAUUUCAUAAUGGAAAUAAGUUGUUGAAGGAUUUAUAUAAAACUACUUCUAUUUUUGUAUGUUAUAUACGAAUUUAUAAAUGAUAUUUUGUAAUAUUGAUUAAAAUUAAACUAUAAA